Molecule: messenger RNA, 945 nt
Organism: Pochonia chlamydosporia 170
Lineage: Eukaryota; Fungi; Ascomycota; Sordariomycetes; Hypocreales; Clavicipitaceae
Product: tim44-like domain-containing protein
Exons: 2
Coding region: 1-945 (314 amino acids)
Cellular component (GO): mitochondrion
Source: RefSeq, a predicted model, not a curated record
AUGGCGUCGCUAACACCAACAUGGCGGGCCGGCGCCUCACACCCAAUUCGACGUGCCAUCAGGAGACCCUUGAUCAUACCAACCCCGAGACAUUAUGCAUCUAUGGUCGGCAGAAACAAGAUUAUUCGAGAGAUGGACCGCGCUUCUCGCCAGAGCUCAAACAAAAUGGCCAAAGAGCAAAGCAUGUCGAAUAUGCAAAAGCUUGCAAAUGCCGAAUAUUUCAAAGACGGAGGUGGCCCUCUGUUUCCAGGCACAUUCGUCUCCCUCCCGCUAUCGCAAUACCCCAAAUCCCCAUCCGACUUCCUCACAUACCAAAUCUCCCGCAUGAAGCACUGGCUCAUCUGCGCGACCUCAGUCCUCAACUUCAAGCUCAAAUCGAUGCCCAACUGGACGACACGACCGAAAUGGAAAGCCCGCCGCGGCAAGAUUGCACCGACCGCGAAAGCCAUGUACCGCGAGAUGAUGGAAGCCUUUGCCGCAGGAGACAAAGCCACCCUCAACAAGAUCUGCCUCGGCGCAUUCGCCAAGACGCUCAACGCAGCCAUUGACCGUCGGGAUCCCAAGGAACGGGUACGCUUCGAAGUAGUCAAGUACAACAAGGGGCUUUUCUACCCCAAGUUGAUGUCUCACCAGAUUCACGAGGUCAACCCGUUUGACAAGACCUUGAUGACGGAACAGGCUGUCGUGGGGAUUGCGUCGACGCAGCAGUUAUCGAAGGUUAGUGCUGUCACGGGGCAGACGAUCCCGGGGAGCUUGAAGCUGCAGGAUAAGAUUGAGUACGUCGUGCUGUCGAGACAGGCGAACCAGAAGACUUUUGAGACUACGCCUUGGCGGAUAUGGGGGACUACCUCUGUGACGACCCUGGACGCAUACCUGCGGGAGAAGGCUGUUAUAGAUAAAGAGCAGGCUAGACGGGCGGGUUGGACUGAUUCAGCUUCGAAAUGA